AUGAGUUCACGGUGCUUGGAGAUUGACCUGCUUCGUCAUUCUGCAUUCGGAAAAAUCUUUUCUUGCGGACACAAUGUCUUGAAAACUUCCGCAGCCACAAUUCGAAUGCGUCUUGCCUUCAUUUUCCUUUCCAGCACCUGGCUGGCUGUUGCCGGUCUCAGUUCGUCCACUGUACGAUUUGCGACCAUCCUACGAGACCCCGCAAAAUCUGACCUCGCCACCUCAAGCGACUCUAUUUUGGACAUCACAUUCCAAAACGUCAUGGACAGCUUCGUCGUGGGCUUGGUGAUUAUGGCCCUGGUCUCAGGCCUGUCUUCCAUCUUCGUGAUUAUCCUUGUGAUCUACCCAAAGUGGCUACAAGAGAACUGCACCGUUCAAUUCUCCUACCGUUGCAUUCAAGUUGUUGUGAGCAAGAUCGUUCUCUCCUUAGGAGGUUAUGUUGCCAACCACGCCCACGGCUUGCAGACAUUUUUCGAGUUUAUUGACAGUGAUGGCCACUUUCCAUACUACACGAUUAUGUAUUAUGGAGCCGUUGGCUAG
Penicillium salamii is the source of this 540-nucleotide messenger RNA. The record is from the annotation of a GenBank genome assembly. NCBI's taxonomy places the organism in Eukaryota, Fungi, Ascomycota, Eurotiomycetes, Eurotiales, Aspergillaceae.